UUGCCAUCCCUGGUCAUGUCAUAACCUUAAAAACGAAAAAAAUAUUUUCAUUGUAAACAAACAACUCGUAAUAAGAAUAAUUCAGUUAAUGAAAUAAACAUAAUUCGAACAUGAGUAAUAUUUAUAUAUUGGAACCACCUACUUCUGGAAAAAUAUUGAUGAAAACAACUGUUGGGGACAUCGAUAUUGAAUUAUGGACUAAAGAGGCUCCUAAAACUUGUAGGAAUUUCAUUCAGCUUUGUUUGGAGGGUUAUUACAACAACUUGAUUUUUCAUAGAGUUAUUCCUGAUUUCAUUGUACAAGGUGGUGAUCCUAAUGGGGACGGUACAGGUGGAGAAUCGAUAUAUGGAGAACCCUUCAAAGAUGAAUUUCAUCAAAGACUCAGAUUUACCAGGAGGGGAUUAUUGGCUAUGGCAAAUGCAGGUAAAGAUGAUAAUGGCUCCCAAUUCUUCUUUACUUUGGGUGCCACACCGGAGUUGCAAAAUAAACAUACCAUAUUCGGUAAAGUAACAGGAGAUACAAUUUUCAACAUGAUAAAAUUACAAGAAGGGCUUAUAGAAAAUGAAAAACCAGAAUAUCCACAUAAAAUACUGAAAACAGUUGUUUUGAAUAAUCCCUUUCCUGACAUAGAACCAAGAGUUAAAAAAGUUGUGUCAGAAAAAAAGCAAAAGAAAGAAAAAAAAGUUGGUGUUAAGAACUUCAAGCUUUUAUCAUUUGGUGAUGAAGCAGAAGAAGAUGAAGAAGAGUCAAAAAGAGAGAAUGAAAAACUUGUAGCAAAGGGAAAAUCUAGUCAUGAUGUUCUAGAUGAUCCUAAACUCAGCGCUGAAACAGAAUUAGUAGAAAGUAAACCAGAAGAUGAUGAACCUGAUCAUCAACAACAGUUGGAGAAUAUUAAAAAAAAAUUGAAAGGUUCAUCUAAAAAACCAAUUCCUGUGAAAGCAUCUAUUGAUGAUAAAGAUGAAGAUGAAUGGGCUUAUGGAGACGAUAUUGAAGAAACUAAAAAGAGAAAAGUUGAAGAACUAAGAAGGGAAAUAAAAAAUGUUAAGAAAGAAUAUCAGUCUAACAAAUUGAAAGCACAAAAUGAGGUCAAAGAAAAAUCCAGCAAAGAUGAACAAAAGGAGAGCACUAUACAGCAAUAUAAUGAUGAACAUGAUAAAUAUAGGGACAUAAAAAAAACUCUCCUUAAGAAAGGAUCAGAGAGAGAACAAUUCACAUUGAAUUUAUUAGAAAAAUUCAAGAAAAAACUGCGUGAUGCCAAAGAACAAGAAGAUGCUGAGAAGGAAGAGAGUAAACCGGAAGUUCAAGAAGAUAAACAAUGGAUGAAUCACGAGUUUCAUUUUGAAGAUGAUACUCCAGUAUUAGCCAAAGAUGCCAAUACUAAAGAUGAUGAUUGGUUUGAAAUUUAUGAUCCUAGAAAUCCAUUGAACAAAAGGAGGAGAGGAGAAACAACAAUAAAGAAUAAAAAAUAAUUGUAAAGUUGUAAAUAUUACCACUUAUAAUUUUGAUUUUCUACUUAAUUUAUUGAUGAAAUUGUAAAAUGUUAAUAAAGUGGAGUAAUCAGAGAA
Molecule: messenger RNA, 1565 nt
Organism: Coccinella septempunctata (seven-spotted ladybird)
Lineage: Eukaryota; Metazoa; Arthropoda; Insecta; Coleoptera; Coccinellidae
Product: spliceosome-associated protein CWC27 homolog
Exons: 7
Coding region: 111-1469 (452 amino acids)
Biological process (GO): protein folding; protein peptidyl-prolyl isomerization
Cellular component (GO): catalytic step 2 spliceosome
Molecular function (GO): peptidyl-prolyl cis-trans isomerase activity
Source: RefSeq, a predicted model, not a curated record